Messenger RNA from Spirodela intermedia, 558 nucleotides. Lineage: Eukaryota; Viridiplantae; Streptophyta; Magnoliopsida; Alismatales; Araceae. The record is from the annotation of a GenBank genome assembly.
AUGGUUCUCCGGAGAGGGAGAUGGAGUACAGCGGCAUCGAUUGUGGUGGCGCUCGUCGUCGUGGCGUCGUCGGUCGCGGAGCCGCCGGCGCCGGAGAGGGAGAUGCAGGAGGCGCUGAGGGCGCAGGGGCUGCCGAUCGGGCUGCUGCCGCGCGGGGUCAGGGGCUUCAAGAUCGACGGGGAGGGGCGGUUCGAGGCGUUGCUGGCGAGCGCCUGCAACGCUCAAUUCGAGAACGAGGUCCACUACGACGCCAACGUCACCGGAACCCUAAGCUACGGCCGGAUCGCCUCCGUCUCCGGGAUCUCCGCUCAGGAGCUCUUCCUCUGGUUUCCCGUCAAGGGUAUCCACGUCGACUUGCCCAGCUCCGGCAUCGUCUACUUCGACGUCGGCGUCGUCUUCAAGCGGUUUUCGCUCUCCCUCUUCCAGACCCCGCCGGAAUGCAGAGCUAACCCUCCGGAGGCUGGGGGGACGCCGGCGGCUGCCGUCGACGGGGUCCAUCCCUCUCUCCUCCUCUCCGGAGUCCCUCCGGGCCAUCCCCGUUCGCGCCUGCAGAUUUGA